GCGCCUUGUCGUCAGGCUGGAGCUCGGCGCUCGACUAUCUCCCCUGAUCGUUGGCUCAGGACUCGGCACGGCGCUCGGCAGAUUUUUAUGGGAUUAGGAGGAAGCUGGGGCAAGAUGCUAGUGGCCGCGGCGGCGGACAGGAACAAGGAGCCGAUCCUGCAGGUGCUCCGGCAGUAUGUGAACCCGGAGGUCCCGGUGGCGCGGGUGCUGGAGGUGGCCUCGGGCACCGGGCAGCACGCCGCCCACUUCUCCCGGGCGCUGCCCAACGUGCGCUGGAUCCCCUCUGAGAUGGACCAGCGCUGCCUGCGGAGUAUUUCUGAAUACAUCAGUAAAGGAUCUCUGACCAAUGUGGAGCAGCCUCGUACUCUGAAUUCCUCUCUGAGCUGGGAGACCUGGGGAGUGGCGCCAGACUCUCUGCAUCUUAUCGUCUGCAUCAACAUGAUCCAUAUCACCGAGCCGAGCUGUACCAAGGGUCUCUUUAUUGGAGCGGGCCAUGUGCUUCAGCCUGGCGGUGUGCUCCUCACCUAUGGGCCUUACUCUGUAAACGGCAUCCUCACCCCUCAGAGUAAUAUCGACUUUAAUCAGAGUCUGAAAAACAGUAAUCCUGACUGGGGGAUCUGGGAUACAGGAGAUCUGCAGGAGCUAGCGAAAUCCUGUGGCUUGACAUUGGAGAGAAUGGUGGAUAUGCCGGCAAAUAACAAGUGUUUGAUCUUCCGUAAGAUGUGA
This is a messenger RNA of Staurois parvus, 726 nucleotides long. The record is from the annotation of a GenBank genome assembly. Lineage: Eukaryota; Metazoa; Chordata; Amphibia; Anura; Ranidae.